AUAAACAGACUUCCUUGCUAGGAUUAAGUUGACGGCGCGGAUUCUUGCUUGCAUUGGCGCCUCGCCCUGGCUUCGGGUUGUGCGCUUAUAGUAUCUCCUCAACUAUGGUGAUUGGGCAUCCAUGCAGCCUGCCGACCGCGUGGCCCUCCACAGGCCGCGCUCAGGCACUCGCGUGUGGCCCACCCGCAGCGUUCGCAUCCCUUGCGCCUCGCCGCCUCGGCACCAGCCGCCCACCUCCUCCCCCUCCCCCUCCCCCUCCACCUCCUCCUCCACGCCUCCCGAGGUCAUCGCCGCCCGCAUCGCCGCCUCCCGCGCCCGCCGCGCCACCCGCGUGUCGUACCACUGCCCCGCCUGCUCCAUCUCCGCCGCCACCCCCGCCAACAUCGCCCGCCACGUGGCGCGAUGCUGCCCCGACGUCACCACGCAGCCAGACCGACACCACUGGGAGCGGCUGGAGAGCCUGCCGCGCGGUGACCCGCUGGCGCAGCCCCCGCCCGCCACCUGGGCUACUGCCGCUGCUGCUGCUACUGCUACUGCCGCUGCUGCUACUGCCUCCACGCAGCACGAGCUGGUGGUGGCGCUGCUGCUGUCGGCGGGGGCGCGGGAGCAGGCGCUGCGGCGGCGGGUGCUGACCACCGUCUUCUGGUCUGGCCCGCUCGACCCCGACACUGGGCUGCCUGCGCGGCUGAGUCCGGAAGCGGCGGCAGCGGCACUGGGACUGCCCCCGACCAGGGCGGCGUCACUGCUACAGCGAGCCAUGGCCGCGGUGCCGCUGGUGGCGGACGAGCUCGGCAGUAGCAGCAGUGGCGGCAGUAGCAGCAGCGGCAGUAGCAGCGGCUGCGAGCUGGAGGUGGUGUGGGAGGACGCCGACUUCCUGGCCGUCAACAAGCCGGUGGGGCACCACACAGCGCCCAUACACCGCUUCGCGGGCGGCUCCGUGGUCAACCAGGUCAUUGGCUACCUCAACCGGGGCCGGGGCGGCCGCAGGAGCUCGGCGCAGGAGGAGGGCGCGCCGCAGGUGACGCUUCUGUCGGGUCCCGGCCUGGGCCCGCCGGGCUCGCCGCCGUGGGGCUACGUGCCCGAGCUGAUGCCGCCGCCGCCGCCCUUCAGCCUGCAGGCGGCAGGCGGCGGCGAGGGCGAGGGCGCCAUCGGGCCGCAGGCGUGGGAGGCGCAGCCGCCGCCCCAGCUGGAGCCCUACGUGCUCCACCGCCUGGACAUGAACACCAGCGGCCUGCUGCUGCUGGCCAAGAGGCCGCAGGUGGUGCCGGGGCUGCACAGGCAGUUCAGGUGGGGGUGGGGGCUGGGGGUGGGGGUGCCGGGGCUACACAGGCAGUUCAGGGAGCGCACGCUCUCCAAGUUCUACCUGGCCGCUGCAGUGGGGCUGCCAGGCAGUGCCGCCUCGCGCGCCACAGGCCGCUUCCCGGCACCCGCGGGCGGCGCUGAUGCGGCGGGCGGCGGCGGCGGCGGUGGCUGUAGGUUCCACGUGGAUGCGCCCAUUGACCGGCACCCGCACAUGGCUGUGGCACGUGUGGUGGCGGACACGGGCAAGGAGGCGUCCACCUCCUUCGCAGUCCUGGACAGCAACCCCCACGCAGACGUGGGGCCCGGCGGCGGCGGCGCACCCGGACUGCUCUUCUCCGACUUUGGCCGCGCCUCGGCAGCUGCCCACGGCGGCAGUAGCACAUACCCCAUCAGUGGCAGUAGCAACGGCAGUAGCACCGCGGCUGCUGCUGCUGCUGCCGCCGGCGCCGCCAUCCCCCGCGGCGCGUCUCUGGUGGUGUGUGCGCCGCACUCGGGCCGCACGCACCAGAUCCGUGUGCACCUGGCGGCGGUGGGGCACCCCAUCGUGGGCGACGACAUCUACGGCGUCACGGGCCCCUGGCUGUCUCGCCAAGCCCUGCACGCCGCCGCGCUGCGCUUCACGCACCCGCUCACCGGCCGCGCCGUCGCGCUGUCCGCGCCCCUGCACGCCGACAUGGCCGCCUGCCUGCGAGCGCUGGGGCUGGCGGCGCCGCCGGAUGUGGCGGCGCUGGCGGAGGAGUGGGCGACGGCGCUGGCGCCGCCGCAGCGGCCGCAGGGCAGGAGCCCGGGAGGCGGGGGCGGAGGUGGUGGUGGUGGUGGUGGUGGUGGUGGUGGUGGUGGUAGUGGUGGGAGGCGGACGCGGCAGAGGACGGAGUGAUCCGGCGUGGUGCUGGUGUAUUGCAGCUCGUCGUGAUAGAUGGCUGCCGUAUUGUUUUGGGGGGUGUGAUGUCGUGGGGGUGGGGCUGUGUGAGGUGGGCGGCCGAUGCGGACGGUGCGGCCGGCGCGGCUUGUGGCAUGGGCGUGUGCUGCUGGCGGUGUGUGAGCGCGGAGGCCGGGGCUGCUCAUGAGAGUGAUUGAACUGAUUGAUGACUGGAGAGGUGCUGGCGCUGCUGCUGCGCUGCUAACAGCGGCUUUGCCUCUGAGGGCGACCCCGAGUGACAGCUCAAGGCGAGAAUGGCACGCACUCGCAGUUGCGCAACACCUCGCAGAUGAAGGUCCGCAUGGACGGCGUGCGAGUGUCAUGGAGGCGACGUGGAAACCAGAGACGUGAGGACCGGAGACAUGUGCUGCCGCGCAGCGUCCCGGGAAGGGUGUACUGUAUUCCGCAGACCCAUCC
Molecule: messenger RNA, 2638 nt
Organism: Chlamydomonas reinhardtii
Lineage: Eukaryota; Viridiplantae; Chlorophyta; Chlorophyceae; Chlamydomonadales; Chlamydomonadaceae
Exons: 11
Coding region: 122-2179 (685 amino acids)
Biological process (GO): pseudouridine synthesis
Molecular function (GO): RNA binding; pseudouridine synthase activity
Source: RefSeq, a predicted model, not a curated record